Molecule: messenger RNA, 1142 nt
Organism: Quercus lobata
Lineage: Eukaryota; Viridiplantae; Streptophyta; Magnoliopsida; Fagales; Fagaceae
Product: hyaluronan mediated motility receptor-like
Exons: 3
Coding region: 318-815 (165 amino acids)
Biological process (GO): intracellular protein transport; endoplasmic reticulum to Golgi vesicle-mediated transport
Cellular component (GO): endoplasmic reticulum; endoplasmic reticulum membrane
Source: RefSeq, a predicted model, not a curated record
UUGCCUGAAUCUUCCAAGUCAUUUUCAUAAGGAGUGAUGCUACAGCUGCUGCUGCUGCACCCACGUAUAGUUUGGUUCAGAUCUUCAAUGUCUUGCUCAUAUACCCAACGGGCCCCGCAUUUUGUAACCUCUAAUCCUGGACCUUUGGUUUCAAACUCAAUCUCAAUUUGACCGAUUCCAUUAGCAUCUAUUUGACUCCGAUUCAAAUUAUAGGGAUAGUAACACAGAUUGGGCCUUUGAGAGAGCUUGUGAUAAAGAGUUUGGAUCAGCUGAAGACUGGGAAAGGUCCUGCCACUGUGAAAACUAUAGCUGGUACCAUGUCUGUGAUUCUACUAUCAAGCCUUAUGAGCAUUGUUAAGAUCCAGAACAAGGGUGCAAAGCUUGGAACCAUGUCACCCAUGGAUCAGGUUCUAUGGAGGACCCAUUUGCUUGAGGCUUCACUCAUGGGUUUUACCCUAUUUCUUGGAUUCAUAAUUGACCGUAUGCAUCACUAUCUCCAAAAGCUUAUUGGAUUGAGGAGUAGUGUGGGAGCUUCAAAAGAGGAAGUUGAAAGGCUUCAGAAGGAAAAGACGGAACUCAAAGAAAAAGAAGAGAAAGCUUCCAAGGAGAUAAAGCGGCUGCAAGAAGAAAUAGCUUCUCUAUCAGAGAAUUUGAAGAAGGUGAAGCUAGAAUCUGAAGAGAAAGAUAAGAGAGUUGAAUCUGCUGAAAGCCAUGUUGCUGCCCUUCAAAAACAAGCCGCAGACCUACUUCUUGAAUACGACCGUCUAUUAGAAGACAACCAAAAUCUUCAGACUCAGGCUAUGGGAUAUAGAUAGGACUUAAUUCUAAAAGACACCAAGGUUUAGUCUUGGCAGUUAAUUUUGGUCACUAGUGACGUUGAUGAAAAUCCCAUGUUUCAAGGAAAUGGUCUUUAUUUAUUCGGCCCUGCCAUUGGGGAAAGUAGAUGGAAUAGGUUUGUUUUUUGGUCCACUGCUAUUGAAAUUUUAGUUAGUCCACCCCAAUGUUGUUCUAGUUGAUAGCCACUAUUCUUCUCUUUCAGUUUUCUGGAACAGAUAUCAUAAUUUUGUUUACUAAUUUUUUCUGUGAGAUAAAUGUUACUAGUCUGAGGUUUGGUUAUGUAUCAGUUAAAAGGGUGUUAGUGA